AUGAGACGUAAUGCGACUCUGACAAAGAUUCCAUUUAAUUAUGACAAACUCAACAAUCUUUACGCACUAUUACAAGUACUUAAACAGAAAACAUAUGUUUCCGAUUUAGAAUCAUCAAGUGGUGAUGAUGGAAGUCAUGCAGGUGAUAUUUCUCAGCCACCUCAAAUAAAAUCAUUACUAGCAUAUGCACCAGAUACAUCAAAUAUUGAUUUAUGGAAUAUAACGUGUAAGGCUAUAGGAAAAGAUUUAUUACGUGUAACAAUGCCAGUUAUAUUAAAUGAACCAUUAGAUUUAUUACAAAAUUUAUGUGAAGAAAUGAAAUAUUGA
Didymodactylos carnosus is the source of this 327-nucleotide messenger RNA. The record is from the annotation of a GenBank genome assembly. NCBI's taxonomy places the organism in Eukaryota, Metazoa, Rotifera, Eurotatoria, Philodinida, Philodinidae.